GCUAGCUCCUCUGCAUUUUCACCUCAGGUUGAAAGCGAAGCCUAGAGUUCACAGAGAAGAAUGGAUGGAAGUAGUACUUCUAGUGUGGAAGGCAUUGAUAUCGAUUGGGACACAGAAGAUGAGCUUGAAUUGGACAACUUUACGCUGUCUCCUUCCAAGUUUGAACUUACAGGCGGCGAAGCGAAUAUGGUAUGUGGGGAGGGGAGCUCAUCUCCAAGUUCUUCCAACUCCAAGGUUCUUGAUCAGUUCAUGGGGAUGGGAUUUUCUAAGAAGAUGGUUGAAAAAGCAAUUGACGAACAUGGAGAAGAAAAUACAGAUGCAAUUCUGGAAAUGCUCCUCACAUAUUCAGUUUUGGAAAGUUCUUCACAAGAACUGCAGCAAACUGAUUCAGAUUACUUCUCAAGAAGCUUUCUUGAUGACUUUUCAGAUUUGGACAUCUCUAGUGAUGAGGUAGAAAACACAAGUCCUACAUCCGAGGAGGUGAAGCUGCUCAUGUCCUUAAUCAAAAUGGGGUACACAGAAGAGGAAGCUUCCAUAGCUAUUGAAAGAUGUGGUUUGAGCUCGUCACUUCUGGAAUUGACUGAUUUUUUAUCUGCUGCUCAAUUGGCAAAGGCAGAAGAUGCCCUUCUUCCUCUUGAACAAAAGCCCGGACUGAAGCGUCUACACAAUGAUGAUCAUAAGAAGAAAAGGAAACUUUUGAUUGAUGAAGUGUCGAAAAGGAAAAGGCAGAAUAGGUUCAUAGGGGAAGAUAAUGAGACUGUUCGUCUCCCAAAGCCAAUGAUUGGGUUUGGUAUUCCAAGUGGACCGUACCAAUCUUACAGAAAUCUUCCAAAGGUAGCCAUUGGACCUCCCUAUUUUUAUUACGAGAAUGUAGCCCUUACUCCCAAAGGGGCUUGGGACACUAUAUCCAGAUUUCUAUAUGAUGUCCCACCUGAAUUUGUUGACUCUAAGCACUUCUGUGCUGCUGCCAGAAAAAGAGGUUAUGUGCACAAUCUUCCAAUAGAGAAUAGAUUUCCUCUUGUUCCGCUACCCCCACAAACCAUACAUGAAGCAUUUCCAUUGUCAAGAAAGUGGUGGCCUUCAUGGGAUACACGGACAAAGCUAAACUGCUUAGUAACAUGCCAUUCAAGUGCAAAGUUAACAGAGAGGAUCAUGAAGGCUCUUGAGGGCUACGAUGACAUUCCACCGGAAGAAGUUCAGCGGGGUGUAAUGCAUGAAUGUCGGAAGUGGAAUUUAGUGUGGGUUGGAAAAAAUAGGGUUGCCCCACUUGAGCCUGAUGAAUUUGAAAUGCUUUUGGGUUUUCCAAAGAACCACACCAGGGGUAUAAGCAGGACUGAUAGAUAUAAAUCUCUCGGGAAUGCAUUUCAGAUUGACACCGUGUCAUACCACUUGUCUGUUUUGCGAGACAUGUUUCCGAAUGGCAUCAACGUCCUUUCUCUUUUCUCUGGGAUAGGUGGGGCAGAAAUAGCCCUUCAUCGGCUUGGUAUCCAUAUGAAGAAUGUUGUGUCUCUAGAGAUUUCAGAAGUGAACAGAAAUGUUUUGAGGUGUUGGUGGGAGCAGACAAAGCAAACCGGGAAUUUAAUUCACCUUCCUGAUGUGCAAGAGCUGAAUGCUGCCCACUUGGAACAGUUUAUAAGUGCAUUCGGCGGAUUUGAUUUUAUAAUUGGUGGCAGUCCCUGUAACAAUCUUACAGGUAGCAAUCGAUAUCAUCGAGAUGGACUCGAGGGGAAAGAAUCUUCACUUUUCUAUCAUUACUUCCGAAUACUGGACUUGGUCAAGUCUAUUAUGGCAGCUGAUAAGCCAAUUAGGUAUGAGUGCAAGUUAGUGACUAUUUUUUUAAAUCAGAUAUGGGUUUUCGCCAGCCGCCUCAUAACAAUUUUUUGACCUACCCAGAGACUCAGUACAGCA
Messenger RNA from Argentina anserina (silverweed cinquefoil), 1908 nucleotides. Its product is annotated as DNA (cytosine-5)-methyltransferase DRM2-like. The record is from RefSeq and is a predicted model, not a curated record. NCBI's taxonomy places the organism in Eukaryota, Viridiplantae, Streptophyta, Magnoliopsida, Rosales, Rosaceae. Gene Ontology annotation, cellular component: nucleus. Gene Ontology annotation, molecular function: DNA (cytosine-5-)-methyltransferase activity; protein binding.